This is a messenger RNA of Prorocentrum cordatum, 1476 nucleotides long. The record is from the annotation of a GenBank genome assembly. NCBI's taxonomy places the organism in Eukaryota, Dinophyceae, Prorocentrales, Prorocentraceae.
AUGGCCGACAGACGCGGCGACCACACCGACGAGGUCUUGGGCAGCGUUCGCGAGCUGCUCCGCGGCCAGCGCUGGCUGGAGCAGCUGGUGGCCAGCCUCGCGCGGGGCAAAAGGGCAGUCGCUUGCAGCGGCGAGGACAGCGAGACUGUGGCUCAGGCAGCAGGAGAAGGCGCGGAGGAGAAGUUGGUAGGAGGGGGCGAGUCGUUGUCUCGGAUGCCGUCGUCCCGCUGGGUUUCGAGAAGGCUGACAUCAACACCAGACAUAGUGGCCGCAUGGGAAGUUGGCAGCCUCGGCAUCGGCGAGUGGAUGCUACAAGGCGGUGGCGAAUCCAUCGGGACCCAAGUGUGGUUGGAGCGCGCGGAGACUGAUUCGGCGACUGUCAUUCAGAUAUUCAAGAUCGUGCGAAUCAUGCGGCUCUCGGCAGUCAUAUGGAUGCGCAAUAUCGGCGCCGCCAAUCGAUGCUUCGCGGCGUUCCAGUCGGCCCUUGCCCAAAUGGCUCCUGGUUUCACGCGGGCUUCCCCAGUGAAUGACAACGAGAAGGUGUUCAACGUUGAACCUGGGCCCCGGAUGCAGAUGCGCCAGCAGGUAGGCGGCAAGCUGAAGCAGACACGCCCGCAGACGGUCAAAGACCUGGCCGCGUCCGACGCGAUCCCGCUGCCCUUGCGCCAUCUGAUCCAACGGCUCUCCGGACCGGGCCCGCGGCGCCGCUGUCGGCGCACGGGCUGCGCCGAGGCCCAGGGCGCGACGCUUUUCGAGGUGGUGCUGCAGAAUGCCGACGCGCUGAUGCCGAUCCUGACCAGGAAGGGCCUGCCAGGGCAAAUUGCGCUUGCGCGCGCCGGCAGGUUAGAGAUGGCGGCAGCACGCUGCUUGCGACGAACCAGCAAGGGGCUGCGCUGCGCGCCGCGGCUGCGCCGCUGGGGCCAGCGGGCGUUCGCCCGCAUGGCGCUCGCCUGGGCGGCGGGCGGCAGCUUGGAGGCGAGUUGCAGGCUGCCCGGGGGCGAGCAGCGCGCGGGGGAACGCCCCGACAAGUGCGCGCAGCGGUUGCUAGAGGGGAAGCUGGGCGCGCUGGCCGACAACAUCGAAAUGGUCGGGGUGCAGAGGCAAGGGGGGGAUGACAACUCCCGCACUUUUGGAGCGCCGACAAGGCGCGCCCGGGCGGUCGUCUCGGCGGAGUGGCCGGUGCACGACGACGUCGUGGCGCACCGGCUGCAGCUGCAGGUGCUGCAGCGCUGUUUGGCCGCCUGCAGAGCCAGCGGCCGCCGCCUGGUGCUGUCGCUCGAGAUGUUCGAAUCCGACGUGCAGCGCGUUCUGGACGAGUACGUCCUGCAGCGCGCCAUACGAGAGCAGGAUAUGACCCAGGACUCGCGGCCGUGGCCCAACUACGCCAGGGACUACCGCCCCCUGGUCGAGCUCUGCCGGGAGCACGGCGUGCGGGUGAUCGCAGCCAACGCCCCGAGGCGCUACGUGUCCCUCGUG